This is a messenger RNA of Ficedula albicollis (Collared flycatcher), 1011 nucleotides long. Its product is annotated as taste receptor type 2 member 9-like. Gene Ontology annotation, cellular component: membrane. Gene Ontology annotation, biological process: detection of chemical stimulus involved in sensory perception of bitter taste; G protein-coupled receptor signaling pathway; sensory perception of taste. The record is from RefSeq and is a predicted model, not a curated record. NCBI's taxonomy places the organism in Eukaryota, Metazoa, Chordata, Aves, Passeriformes, Muscicapidae. Gene Ontology annotation, molecular function: G protein-coupled receptor activity; bitter taste receptor activity.
AUGGAAGCUUGUCACUCUCCACAGCAAUCCAAUGUCACUUCAUAUGGAACCACAAUUUUGGCCAUCAUCAGCCUGGAGACAUUUGCUGGCGUGUGGAUAAAUGCUUUCAUCGUUUGUGUGCUCUGCAUUGGCUGGGUCAAAAAGAAAACCCUGAACUCUAAUGAGAAGAUCUUGCUGCUGCUGGGAUGCUCCAGGAUCUCCUGUUUGUCCUUCUCAUGGGUACACAAGUCCCUUUCAAUAAUUUAUCUCAACUACAUUAUUGUUCACACCAUACGUCAACGGCUUGCAUCUUUUGCAAACUUUUUUAAUUAUUCCAACUUGUGGGUUUCAGCCUGUCUUUGUGUUUUUUAUUGCAUAAAAAUUGCCAAUUUCAGGAACAGCUUCUUCAACUAUCUGAAAAUAAAAAUUGACAGGAUGGUGCCAUGGCUUUUGUUGGGGUCUGGGCUUUUAUCUUUGGCUAUGGGCAUUGUUACCCACGACCUCUAUGAAAUUCUGCAGAGUAACAACCUCAAUUUCACCUGCCCUGGAAAUUAUCUUGAAGCAAUCAUCAGAAUGGAUAAAUAUUAUUUCCCUUCUUUUUUUCUUGCCGUCUUUGGAUAUGCUGCUUCAUUCAUGGCAGUCAUCUUUGCUGCUGUUCUCCUCCUCUUUUCUCUAUGGAGACACAAAUGCAAGAUGCAGACAAACUCCAUGAAGGACCUCAGCGUGGAAGCCCACAUCAGAGCCAUGAAAUCUAUUCUCUCCUUCUUAGUGAUGUACAGCAUCAACUUUGUAUGUUUGGUCUUGAUUGUAUUUUAUACCAGGACAAAUGAUAAUAUUGUGAAAGUUCUUACAUACAUCUAUCUGUAUGCUUUUCCAGGUGUUCAUUCCCUUAUUCUAAUUUUCAACAAUCCCAAACUGGAAAAGGCACUGCUACAGAUUCUCUCUUGUGUGAAAUAUGAAUAUUCAAGAAGUAGGAACGCUGAUAAAAGCUGGAGCCCAUACAAUUUGUUGGUCUAUCACUGUAGAAAAUAA